Messenger RNA from Arachis ipaensis, 1242 nucleotides. RefSeq names its product serine/threonine-protein phosphatase 4 regulatory subunit-like protein. NCBI's taxonomy places the organism in Eukaryota, Viridiplantae, Streptophyta, Magnoliopsida, Fabales, Fabaceae. Gene Ontology annotation, molecular function: protein phosphatase regulator activity. Gene Ontology annotation, cellular component: cytoplasm; protein phosphatase 4 complex; nucleus. The record is from RefSeq and is a predicted model, not a curated record.
UGGCCCAAAUUGGAAAGCCCAAUACUGAGGAAGAGAACUUGAGCUCACCGUUUUCACAGCUCAACAUACUGACACUUGCUCCCUCCGCAGACGACGACGGAGCCUCCGCCGUGAUUUCACACAGUACAGAACCACAGAGGCCCCUGCUCCUUUUCUCCGCCCUCAAAAUACCACACUUUCAUCGUUCACUUAUCUAAAAAACCUAACAACUCUUUCCGUAUUCCAAUUUUUAACAAGCUGGAGGAGACUCUCAUGGAGGUUCCAUCGAGUGAGAAUUUAGAGCAAACAGCGGUUUCCUCAGUCGACGCCGUUAAUCCACACAGUGAUGAUGUGGUACCUGAUUCUUCCAACCACAGGGAUGGUGAGCAAGAUAGUGAGCAAAGGGAUGAUGAUGUUUCUCGGGAAGAAGUGAGGAAGGUUCUAGAAGUCAUUGCAUCUACUGGGAAGUUCUGGCAUGACUGGGAUAAGCUCAAGACUAUGCUAUCUUUUCAGCUGAAGCAGGUAUUAGCAGAGUACCCUGAGGCAAAAAUGACUAGUGAACAGCAAUAUGCUUCUUUAGGAGAAUCCUACUCUGAGGUGGUCAACAAGUUGGAUGAUGCGCUUACUUGUUUCAUUGAAGGUCCUCCCUUUACAUUGCAAAGGCUUUGUGAGAUCCUAUUGGAUGCAAAAGGCAUUUAUCCACAUCUUUCGAAGCUUGCUUUGGCCCUGGAAAAGAACUUGUUAGUUACAUCCACAUUGACAAUAUCUACUGAUCCAUUUCCACAAGCAACAACAGUACAAGAGCUAGAUGAGCAAGAGAAUGCAAAUGAAAAACAACAGCUGCAACUCGAUGGCAUAGAAAAUGGCACUGAACCUCCGGUAGCUGACAAGGAUGAAGUGAUGGCUGAGGCAGAUACAGGUGAGGAUAUGACCAUUGACACAGUUGCUUCGGAAGACGCUAAAUCAUCAGAAACAAAGUCUGAGCCAGAUGCUAAUAAUGCAUAGCCUUUGUUUUGUGUUCAAUGUUGUAUGUUAAAUCCAUUACUUGAUAUGAGCAUUUGAUCCGUAUAUUUUCUGCUGUUGAGCACGAACUGCUAUGAGGACAUUAUGGACAUUGAUCAUUGCAGUGUUAAUCCUUACAUUUUCGAAUUUCUUAGCACUUGAAAUCAGGACUUUGUAUCUCUUAGAUGCUAUGAUUAUAUUGGUGGCAUGAGGAUCAAGAUCUGUGCAUCAUGCUUUUUAAUCUUCUGAAGCUAUUUUACA